Messenger RNA from Fonsecaea multimorphosa CBS 102226, 1356 nucleotides. RefSeq lists its product as uncharacterized. Gene Ontology annotation, biological process: transmembrane transport. Gene Ontology annotation, molecular function: transmembrane transporter activity. NCBI's taxonomy places the organism in Eukaryota, Fungi, Ascomycota, Eurotiomycetes, Chaetothyriales, Herpotrichiellaceae. The record is from RefSeq and is a predicted model, not a curated record. Gene Ontology annotation, cellular component: fungal-type vacuole membrane. Bases 1 to 1356 code for a protein of 451 amino acids. The transcript has 4 exons.
AUGGAGUCGACAAUGGACAAAGACGUUGAGAAAACGCCAGAAAUCAUGGCCAAUCCUACCUCGAAUCAUGAUUCAAGCGUGCAGAGCGAGAAAAAGGUCGAGGCAACAGGUGGUGAUGAUGUCCCAGUCACUCAAGCUGUUAAUCCAAUGGACCCAUCGCAGUUUCCUGAAGGAGGACUCAAGGCAUGGACUGUCGUGUUUGGAGCUGCAUGUGGCAUCUUUGUCAGUUUCGGCUGGAUCAAUUGCAUCGGUGUCUUUCAAGAAUACUACGAAACACACCAACUGAAGGAAUACUCAUCGCAGGAAAUCGCUUGGAUUCCGUCCCUUGAGGCAUUUAUGAUGUUCGUCGGCGGCCUCUGGGUCGGCAGAAUAUAUGACAACUAUGGUCCUCGCAUCCUUCUUAUCAUCGGCACAUUCCUGCACGUUUUUGGCCUGAUGAUGGCCUCCAUCUCACACAAAUACUACCAAUUCUUGCUCUGCCAAGGCGUGUGCUCCGCAUUGGGUGCUUCGAUGAUCUUUUACCCAUCCAUGUCCUGCGUCGUCACCUGGUUCUUCCGGCGCCGCUCGCUCGCCCUGGGCAUUGCCGCCACCGGAUCGAGUAUCGGCGGUGUCAUCUUCCCCGUCAUGGUUGAGAAACUGAUACCCGAGGUGGGAUUCGGCUGGACUAUGCGGAUCUGCGCCUUCUUGAUUUUGGGAUUGAUGGUGCUGGGAAAUCUGACCCUCGUCAGUCGCAUUCCACCUAUGGCGAGGCCCGUGAAGCCGAUGGAUUUUGUGAGGCCGUUUCUGGAGGGGAAUUUUGCCUUGCUGGCGUUCGGGAGUUUCUUGACCUUCUUGGGUCUCUUCCUCCCUUUCACCUUCAUCAUCCUUGCUGCCCGUGCCCACGGCGUGCCCAACUCCCUGGCCAAAUAUCUGGUUGCGAUCCUCAACGCCGCCAGCACAUUCGGACGCACAAUCCCGCCAUUCUUCGCUGAUCGGAUCGGCCGCUUCACGGUCUUCAUCGGUGUAACUCUCUUGUCGUCCCUCAUCACCCUCUGCCUCUGGGUCCCUGCUUCCGGCACGGCCGCCACUGUCGUCUUCGUGCUCAUCUUUGGGUUCAGCUCCGGGGCAGCAGCCAGUAUCCUGCCCAGCUGCGUGGCGCAGAUCAGUCAUAUCAGUCAGAUAGGGGUGCGGACGGGGUGUUUGUUCAGUGUGGUUGCGGUGGCGGUGCUGAUUGGAUCCCCCAUCGGUGGGCAGCUGAUCACGAACGAUGGGUACAAGAGUAUGGAAGGAUUCAGUGGUGCUAUGAUGGCAGGAGGCUUUGUGGUUUUUACCCUGCUUUGGCUUAAGUUGGGUGGUUUGAAAGGCAAUAAAGUGUAG